Messenger RNA from Solanum stenotomum, 561 nucleotides. RefSeq lists its product as uncharacterized. The transcript is spliced from 3 exons. Bases 1 to 561 code for a protein of 186 amino acids. The record is from RefSeq and is a predicted model, not a curated record. Lineage: Eukaryota; Viridiplantae; Streptophyta; Magnoliopsida; Solanales; Solanaceae.
AUGAUUUUUCACCAGGCAGUGAGGUCUGUAUUGGCUCCGCGUCGCGGUGCUAUCGCGGAGCUGCUGCCAGAUCAUGCCUCCACGAAGAGAUAUCGAGGUCAUCCCACUAGGAGGAAUGUUGAACCUCAGGAUUAUGGGGUAUCCAAUACACUGGAAGUGCAACCCCAAGGAGAGGUCACAAAUUUUGAGUUCCAAGAUGUUAUCCUGAUUAUGAGUCAAGUGGUGGUCAAACAAGCUAGUGAGCAGAAAGGGGAUCGACGGGAUGUGGCUAAUACAUCUAGGAUCUGUGAGUUAUUAAGGAUGAAUCCUCCAGACUUCACCAGUUCAAGUGUCACUGAGGAUUCAGAAAACUUUGUGGAAGAGCUACAGAAGGUUUUUGAGGUUAUUGAGCGAGUGGAACUAUAUGCAUACCAAUUGAAGGGUGUUGCUAAAGUAUGGUACAACCAAUGGAAGAAAAGUAUAGCUAAAGGUGCACCAAUUGUUGAGGAAGAUAAGCUGAGAUAUAGAGAAGAGUCCUGGAACAAGAAAUCUAAGACAACAAGAAAUGAGUCUGGGCAGUAG